Molecule: messenger RNA, 1785 nt
Organism: Canis lupus familiaris (dog)
Lineage: Eukaryota; Metazoa; Chordata; Mammalia; Carnivora; Canidae
Gene: VRK1
Product: VRK serine/threonine kinase 1
Exons: 14
Coding region: 84-1391 (435 amino acids)
Biological process (GO): peptidyl-serine phosphorylation; signal transduction
Cellular component (GO): cytoplasm; nucleus
Molecular function (GO): protein serine/threonine kinase activity; ATP binding
Source: RefSeq, a predicted model, not a curated record
GUGAGGGAGUCAAAGUCCAGGGGACUGAAGCUUGGGGCCAGAUGGAGGCCCGGCCUGGGAGAGGCUAAUGUGGCUCAGAGGACAUGGUCUUCAGACCCCCUACUCUUGCCCUAUUGGGACCAGUGAAAAUGCCUCGUGUAAAAGCAGCUCAAGCUGGAAGACAGGGCCCUGCAAAGAGACGACUUGCAGAACACUUUGCAGCUGGGGAGAUAAUCACGGACAUGACAAAGAAGGAGUGGAAACUAGGAUCGCCCAUUGGCCAGGGCGGCUUCGGCUGUAUAUAUCUUGCUGAUAUGAAUUCUUCAAAGUCGGUGGGCAGCGAUGCACCUUGUGUUGUAAAAGUGGAACCCAGUGACAACGGACCUCUCUUUACUGAACUGAAGUUCUACCAGCGAGCAGCCAAACCAGAGCAAAUUCAGAAGUGGAUUCGUACCCAUAAACUGAAGUACCUGGGUGUCCCUAAGUACUGGGGGUCUGGUCUACAUGAUAAAAAUGGAAAGAGUUACAGGUUUAUGAUAAUGGAUCGCUUUGGGAGUGACCUUCAGAAAAUAUAUGAAGCAAAUGCCAGAAGGUUUUCUCGGAAAACUGUCUUGCAGCUAAGCUUGAGAAUUCUGGAUAUUCUGGAAUAUAUUCACGAGCAUGAGUACGUACACGGAGAUAUCAAGGCCUCAAAUCUGCUCCUGAGCUACAAGAAUCCUGACCAGGUGUACUUGGUAGAUUACGGCCUUGCUUACCGGUAUUGCCCAGAAGGAAUUCAUAAAGAAUAUAAGGAAGAUCCCAAAAGAUGUCAUGAUGGCACAAUUGAAUUCACCAGCAUUGAUGCGCACAAUGGUGUGGCCCCAUCAAGACGUGGUGAUUUGGAAAUACUUGGUUAUUGCAUGAUCCAGUGGCUUAGUGGUCAUCUUCCAUGGGAAGAUAAUUUGAAAGAUCCUAACUAUGUUAGAGAUUCCAAAAUGAGAUAUAGAGAGAAUAUUGCUGGUUUGAUGGACAAAUGUUUUCCUGAGAGAAACAAGCCAGAUGAAAUUGCUAAAUACAUGGAAACAGUGAAAUUACUGGGCUAUGCUGAGAAACCUCUCUAUCAGAACUUGCGAGACACUCUUUUGCAAGGACUAAAAGCUAUAGGAAGCAAGGAUGAUGGCAAGCUGGACCUCAGCCCCGUGGAGAAUGGAGGCUUGAGAGCAAAGUCAAUGACGAAGAAGCGCAAGAAAGGAAUUGAGGAGAGCACACAGUCCAGUGUUGAAGACAUGGAAUGCUCCGAUACACAGACAAAAGAGGCCACACAGACCCGAAGUGAGGAGUCCCGAGGAGCAGUGCAUGGAAGCCUGUCUCAGCCAGAGGCUAGCAACAGCAGCUAUGACAGUUCAAAAACCAGAAAGAGAGUCCAGAAGUAAAUCAAAUGCUGUCAACCGACUUUUCUUUUCUUCCUGUCAUUUAACUUUUUCCUCUUUCUCUAUUUUAAAUGUUGUAUUUUCAUGUGAGUCUAUUAGGGUGGGACUAACCAUGAAAAUACCUAUGUCUUUGAAAAAUAUAAACUUUUUUAUGAAGUAAAUACUUUGUACAAUUUAUUAAAGACUAAUUUAUAAAAUUGAAAAUCUUUAGGUCAUACUCUUUAAGCUCUCCCGAGCGGUAUGUGUUUGAGGUUCUGAAGUAGCUUAUAAGAAAAACCCCAUGAUGUGCACUUUGUAAUCAUUGUACAUUUGCCCUAAGUGUUUAGAAUGCUUGGCAAAGUCCUCACCUUUAAGCAGAUACAAACCUUAAAAUAAAGGUCUCUUUGCAUGAUACAAA